AUGGCAGAUAAAAAACCCAAACUGUCGGACAACCUGUUAGGACUAAAGUUUAUGCAACGCCAGAUGCUAGUUAAGGAAGGAAAUGGAAAAGUUAAUUCAAUAACAACCGACGAUUCACAGUGGAUAGCCCUUUACGACGAUGCAAAAAUUGGGAAGCCGAAGUUCAACGUGAAAUACAUUCCGAGUUAUUUGUCCUUCAUGGACUCAGAAAUCAAAGGACGAUUGACUUUUGGGAAUCGCAGUACGAAGGAUGAAAAGGAUGAGGAACUCGGGCAUACGGUAACAGCAGACGAUUCAUCCGAAAACUUUCAGAGCGACAGGAGCAGGCAUGAACAGUCACAAGAGACAUCUACUAAACAUGAGAAAUCGAAAGGUAAACGUGAACGAACCCAAGAAAUAGAGGGAUCCGUUAGUCUGCGAAAAUUUCCUAAAAUCAAUGACUCUGGAUUUAUGAAGCCUCCAGAGUGA
Molecule: messenger RNA, 468 nt
Organism: Acaulospora morrowiae
Lineage: Eukaryota; Fungi; Glomeromycota; Glomeromycetes; Diversisporales; Acaulosporaceae
Source: the annotation of a GenBank genome assembly